Messenger RNA from Linum trigynum, 3901 nucleotides. NCBI's taxonomy places the organism in Eukaryota, Viridiplantae, Streptophyta, Magnoliopsida, Malpighiales, Linaceae. The record is from the annotation of a GenBank genome assembly.
UUGUAUCUUUCCAUCUCUUUUCUCACAAAAAGUCCAAAAGAAAGAAUUGACUUCACUUCACCCCUUCGUCUCCCUAAAGUUUCCAACGCUGCUUCUCGAAUCUCUGUUGUCAUCGGCCAUCGCUCAUUCCUCUGCUCUUCUCAGCCUCUCGAGCACAGACCACUGGUAAGUUAAGUAGUUAAUAACUAAUAACUUAUAUUAGCUUGAUUCCUCAGCAAAUCUAAGUUCAACUAUCAAUUUGAUUCCAUCUUCCCACCGCUUACUUCCCUACAGUUAACAGACGCGACUCACGUCUAAUUCGUUGUCGGACUUUGCCAAUCUCCAGUUGAUCAAAUAAGGUUGGAAUUGUGUUUCCGCUAAGAUGGCUUGUCGGAUACACAAACCCUAAAUUGAAAAUUCCUCCAAAUUCAGAGCAAGCUCGGAGAGCAAGAAAGGUAUAAGCCGCAAUUCUGUCCAUUGAUUAAUUAGUUUCAUAUGCCCUGAUUUUAUUCAUUUAUCAAAUUUCUAUUUUGGCUUUUGGAGUUUAUGUGGAGGUUUUUCAUACAGUGAAGUCAAUUCUUUUCGUUUCCUUCUCUUUGGCUUUUCUAUAUGCUUUAUAAUCAUCUUCUGUAUUGUGGGGUUUCAUUUUUCAAUUGGGAUUUUAAUACAAUUUAGGGCUCGUUUGGAGAACGGGAUUUAGGUCGUGGAUUCAUUGAAUCGGUAGAUUCUGUAGAAAGUUAUGUUUUUUUGUUGCUUUUUGUAUUGUGGAUUUUAGCUUUAGAGAUUUCAAAUCUCUAAAAUCUAUGGAUAUCAAAUCUCUCAUAAUCAGAGAGAUUAUGUAUCUUGAUUCUUGAGAUUUUUUUUCCUCCUACCUUUUCUCUUUCUUUUAUUUAUUUAUCAUAUUAAAUAUAUUUACUAACAAAGUUUAUAAUAUUUCUCGAACCACUCAAAUUUUUUAUUAAAGAUAAACACGUUAUUUAAUAUAAAAAUAAUUUUUUUAUUUUCAUUGAAUGUUAACAAUCACAGUUACCAAACAAUAAACAUUUUAAAAUCUAUUUUCAACAAUCCGAAGAGUUAGAAUCUUUAGAUUGUUGAAAAUCUAUAGAUUUAAACUCAUAUUUUCCAAACGACCCCUUAGGGGAUUUGAGUUCUUUAAUCACAGUGGGAUAGUGAUUAGAUUAUUAUUAUAAGCAAGCAUACGAUUCAAUGUUCUUUAUUGGGAACAAGUAUAUGACUAUAAUAACUUUCCAUUAAACAAGUUGAGUUUCUUUGGUUAGAUUAAUUAUUCCCUUUUCUUAAUCCAUCUUUACUGGUUGAAUGUUAUUAGAUGGAGAGAUACUUUCCAUUAUUAAAGAAGUCGAAGAUUACUAUACCAAGUGAUGUUGAAUGUCAUGAAUCUGGUGUAAGUCAGCAACAAGAGACAAUUUCCCAUGCAAGGUCACAGUCACAAGCACAACAACCUUUAUUGGUGAAUCAAACAGUUCAAGUACAACCAAGUAACCCUUCCUUUGGAACUCAACAUGUGGAGUUUGAUGUGAAUGCUUUAAUAGCUGAUCCUGGUUUGAGACCAAAAAUUUCAAGUUAUCAUCCUAAUGCUCAAGAUGAAGUGAGAAGAGCUUACAUUCUGAAAGGUCCUUGCCAACCUAAAGGACAUUCUUUCCCUUAUAAACGUAUUGGUGGGAAGAAAAGAAGAUUUUAUGCUAGUUGGUUUGCUUCUCAUAAGAAAUGGUUAGAAUAUAGCAUUGCAAGAGAUGCAAUAUAUUGUCUACCAUGUUACCUAUUCAAGCACGAGGUACCCAAGAAAGGUGGGGGUGGAUCUUUUAUUGGUGAUGGUUUUUCAUGUUAGAAUAAGAAGUAUAGACUGGAUGUUCAUGUUGGAGCUGUUAAUAGUGUGCAUAAUGAUUCUGUGAGGAAGUAUGAAGCCUUGAUGAAACAGUCUCAAAGCAUUUCAGCUGCUUUAUGUAAACAAUCUGAGCAAAACAAGAGUGAAUAUAGAACUCGUUUGGAGGCGUCAAUUGAUUGCAUCACGUUUCUCAUACGCAAUGGAUUAGCACUUCGUGGGCAUGAUGAAUCGGAGGACUCGGAUAACUGAGGUAACUUUCUUGAGAUUUUGGAAUUCCAUGCUCGUGGUAGAGAAAUAAUACAUAGAGUUGUGUUGGAAAAUGCUCCAAGAAAUCUGCAACUCACUUCUCCAGAUAUUCAAAAGGAUAUUGUUCGUGCAUUAUCUAUUGAAGUAACUAAAGAAAUCCUUAGAGAUCUUGGAGAUGAUUAUUUUGCCAUAUUAGUAGACGAGGCUCGUGAUGUGUCAAUUAAAGAGCAAAUGGCUGUAGUUAUACGUUAUGUUGAUGGAAGUGGAUAUGUUGUAGAGAGGUUUUUAGGCAUUUCUCAUGUGGCAGAUACAAGAGCUUUGACAUUGAAGAAUGGAGUUGAGUCAUUGCUUGUAAAACAUGGGUUGAGUUUAUCAAAGCUAAGGGGGCAGGGUUAUGAUGGGGCUAGUAACAUGAGUGGGCAACUCAAUGGGCUGAAAGCUUUGAUUUUGGAUGAGAAUUCUUCUGCAUAUUAUGUGCAUUGUUUUGCCCAUCAACUUCAAUUAACACUUGUGGCGGUUGCUAAAAAUCAUGGAGAUAUUAGUCUCUUCUUUGGUGCUGUAAGUAGCUUGAUUACUUUGGUUUGUGGAUCUUGCAAACGAUUAGAGUUUGUUCGAAAUGCUCAAUUAGCCAAAGUUGCAAGGGCCUUAUCAUAUGGUGAACUAGAAUCUGGGAGGGGGUUGAAUCAAGAAACAAGCCUGAAGCGACCUUGUGACACUCGUUGGGGAUCUCAUUUUGGGACACUUGUUAAUUUGGAGUUCAUGUAUUCUGCUGUAGUUGCGUCUUUGGAUGAUGUUCAGUGUGAUGGAAAUGGUGAAGCAAAAGGUGAAGCAAUUCGCAUGCUCAAACAGCUUGACACUUUUGAGUUUGCAUUUAUGUUGAAGUUGAUGAUUCAAGUUCUAGGAAUCACCAAUGAGCUAUCUUUAGCAUUGCAGAAAAAAGAUCAAGAUAUUGUUAAUGCAAUGCACCUUGUUGGUGUAGCAAAGCACAGGUUGCAACUUAUGAGGGACGACAAAUGGGAUUCUCUACUUGCUUCAGUGGUUUCAUUUUGUGCUCAAGAAGGUAUUAAUGUUCCUAACAUGAAUGAUCAGUAUGUUCCUCCUGGAAGAUCAAGAAGAAGGGGUCAACAAGUUACAAAUCUACAUUAUUAUCAAGUUGACUUCUUCUACACAGUUAUAGAUAUGCAAUUGCAAGAGCUCAAUAGCCGAUUUAAUGAGGCUAAUUCUCAGUUGCUGUCGUGUAUGGCUUGCUUAAGCCCCUACAAGUCAUUUGCUUUUUUUGAUCUGGAGAAGGUUGUUCAUCUUGCUAGCUUUUAUCCCAACGAAUUCAGUUCCCAAGAGACCAACUCUCUUCGAGUUCAAUUGGAUUCAUUUAUCUCGGAUGUGCAAAAGGAUGAGAGGUUCAAAGGCUUGAAAGGAAUAGAUGAGUUGGCCAUAAAGCUGGUGGAAACAGAUAAGCAUGGCUAUUAUCCUUUAGUUUAUUUGCUUAUCAAGCUGAUACUUAUUUUGCCUGUUGCAACUGCUAGUGUGGAGAGAUCAUUCUCAGCUAUGACCUACAUCAAGAACAAGUUUCGGAAUCGAAUAAGUGAUGAAUGGUUGAAUGAUUGCUUGGUAGGGUAUAUAGAAAAGGAUGUGCUCAAUAGUGUAGACCCUGAAUGUGUUGUACAGUGUUUUCAAAAUAUGAAAUCACGUCGUGGUUCAUUGUGGAAACAAACAAAUGUAUCAUAUUAGUAAAACCUUAAAUUAUGUGUUUCAUUUAUCGAUCUUGUAAUUUUUUUUAGCUUUUCAUCGUUAAUUUUUUUAGGACCCCAAUCUACAUAAAGUCUGGCUACGUCA